Molecule: messenger RNA, 1523 nt
Organism: Abrus precatorius (Indian licorice)
Lineage: Eukaryota; Viridiplantae; Streptophyta; Magnoliopsida; Fabales; Fabaceae
Product: actin-3
Exons: 5
Coding region: 105-1238 (377 amino acids)
Cellular component (GO): cytoplasm
Source: RefSeq, a predicted model, not a curated record
CACACACACAACACAACAUCAUCAAACGACACAACACACUCCCCCACACACACGUCGUCACGCCCACAUUCCUUCGUUUCCUAGCACCAGUAUCAUAAACGACAAUGGCAGACGCCGAGGAUAUUCAACCGUUGGUUUGCGACAACGGAACCGGAAUGGUGAAGGCUGGUUUUGCCGGAGAUGAUGCACCGAGAGCGGUGUUUCCGAGCAUUGUGGGUCGUCCACGUCACACAGGGGUGAUGGUUGGGAUGGGGCAAAAGGAUGCUUAUGUUGGAGACGAGGCUCAAUCAAAGAGAGGUAUUUUGACUCUGAAAUACCCAAUUGAGCAUGGUAUUGUUAGUAACUGGGAUGACAUGGAGAAGAUCUGGCAUCACACUUUCUACAACGAGCUUCGUGUGGCUCCUGAAGAACACCCUGUUCUUCUUACUGAAGCACCACUUAACCCCAAAGCUAAUCGUGAGAAAAUGACUCAGAUCAUGUUUGAGACCUUCAAUACUCCUGCUAUGUAUGUUGCUAUCCAGGCCGUGCUUUCUCUUUAUGCUAGUGGCCGUACUACUGGUAUUGUGUUGGACUCCGGAGAUGGUGUGAGCCACACGGUUCCUAUCUAUGAAGGCUAUGCCCUUCCACAUGCAAUCCUUCGUUUGGACCUUGCAGGGCGUGAUCUCACCGAUGCCCUGAUGAAAAUCUUGACCGAACGAGGGUACUCUUUCACCACCUCAGCGGAGCGAGAAAUUGUGAGAGACAUGAAGGAAAAACUAGCUUAUAUUGCUCUUGAUUAUGAGCAGGAAUUGGAAACUGCCAAGACCAGUUCAGCUGUUGAGAAGAGCUAUGAGUUACCUGAUGGACAGGUGAUCACGAUCGGCGCCGAAAGAUUCCGUUGUCCUGAAGUUCUUUUCCAGCCAUCCAUGAUCGGGAUGGAGUCUCCUGGUAUCCAUGAGACAACAUAUAACUCCAUCAUGAAGUGUGAUGUGGACAUUAGGAAGGAUCUCUAUGGUAACAUUGUGUUGAGUGGUGGUUCCACAAUGUUCCCAGGCAUUGCUGAUAGGAUGAGCAAGGAGAUUACCGCAUUGGCACCAAGUAGCAUGAAAAUUAAGGUUGUAGCACCCCCAGAGAGGAAGUACAGUGUCUGGAUUGGUGGCUCCAUUUUGGCAUCUCUCAGCACCUUCCAACAGAUGUGGAUUUCAAAGGCAGAAUAUGAUGAAUCUGGGCCAUCAAUCGUACACAGGAAAUGCUUCUAAGUUUUAAUCAUGGCGAAUGAAAGCUGGACCAGGGAAAUUACUAUAUAUACUUGGUACUACAGAUAUACGAUCAAGUGGUUGAGGAACUUUCAUUUCCUAUUCUUUACCAUUUCUUUUAUCAUGUUUCUUUGUGUUUUCUUUUCUUGAUAUGUUGGGAUAAGAGCAUAAGGCUAGAAAGAUAUGUAAGAUUCAAAAUUUUCCCCCAUUUUGCUGUAGAAGAGAUGUGUAAUAUUUGUUAAUGCUUUGGUUUGGUUGAAUCAACUAUUCUUUUCACAAGUAUUCUGA